Molecule: messenger RNA, 2362 nt
Organism: Meleagris gallopavo (turkey)
Lineage: Eukaryota; Metazoa; Chordata; Aves; Galliformes; Phasianidae
Source: RefSeq, a predicted model, not a curated record
UUUAUUUUUCAUUUUUAAUUUUGGAUGAUUAUAUUUUAUUAUGAUUUUUCCUUAGAUAACUAAACAAGAAAAGAAUCUUAUGAAACCUCUUUAUGACAGAUACAGAAUUAUCAAGAAACUUCUUGCAACUCCAUCAUUGAUCACAACAAUUGAAGAAGAAGACUCAGAUGAAGACCAUUCUCAAAGCAGUCGUGAGUUAUCGUCUGGUCCAAUAUCUUGCCUCCCUGUCGAUGAGCACCUGUGUUACUCUCAGGAGGAGAGUGAGCCUGCAUAUGUCUCACCUCCAAAUGAAAAGAAAACUUUAAGACAAACAGCCUUAUCUAUGUCCAAUUUACAUGAGGCAACCAUGCCUGUUCUGCUUGAACAUCUCCGAGAAACAAGAGCAGACAAGAAAAGGCUUCGCAAAGCUUUAAGAGAGUUUGAAGAACAAUUCUAUAAGCAGACAGGAAGGAGUCCUCUAAAGGAAGAUCGUGUACCAAUGGCAGAAGAAUACUCAGAAUACAAGCACACAAAAGCCAAAAUCAGGCUCAUAGAAGUUCUCAUCAGUAAGCAUGAUGUUUCCAAAACAAUUUGAAAUCAGUACAAUGCAGUGGUAUAAUUCUCUAGCAAAUCAAACAAACAAUAACGAAAAAACAAAGUGGUAGUUUUAGAGGUCUUGGUCAGCUGCACAAUUAUUUGACACGCUGAGAUAUUUGAUGCACUUUACUAAUUCUAAAAGCGGGGAUGAGGGUGGACAGCAAUAUGUGAGAAUAUUAAGAACGGGUGAGUGAACUAUAUAUAGAAUAUAUAUAUAUAUUUUCCCUUUAAAGCUUUGAAGUGCACUGUGAGAAUGUUAGAAAUUAAAAGGACACUGAAGUAUUGUUGACUCUCUGUUUGACUUGUUCCUAGGUUGAAAAAGUGUGAGGAAAUGCCUCCAGGUUAUUAGUACAUCUUAGAAUACACUAAUGUACCACACGCUUUUAUUUUUUUUUAAACAGAGUUAACAUGCAGUACAAAUAAAACUAUAACUUUUGGUUCUCAACGUGUUGAUUGGUUCACUAGAUUAAAAGGAACACAAGUAAGUAAGUUUAAAACAACAAAUUCUGUCUUUCAAGACAGAGUUGCCACUUGAUUCCAGUACAUUCAAGGGAAAAAAAUUGACAGGAUUUAGAGGAAAGAGGCAUGACUGCCAAAUGGAAUUACUGUAUUUCAAAAAUAAGAGAAAGUACUUGGCAAAACAAAACAGGUGGAGUUUACCAGGAAGAGAUUUAGGAAACGUACUGGAUGCUGUCCUUUUCAUCAUGGUUCAAAGCACCUGGCUUAUGGUACAUAAAAUCGGGGAAAUAGACCAACUAUAUGCUAAUUUUUAUUUCCAUACUGAAUUUCUGCACUUUAUUUUGCCUGAUGCUAUAAUGUUUGCUUUUCUGAUUACCAAAGCUUGUUUAGAAGCAUGCACUUUGUACAAUGUCAAGUUAUUUAUUUCCUCUGUUAUAUAAAUUGCCACAUAUAUAUAAAGACUAGAGUAUUGCAUUAUGCUAAGAUAUUUUGAAUAGAUAAAGUAAAGUACCUGGUAUAUAAUUGAGUGUCACAGUUAUCUGAUGAGGAACACUAGACUUCUUGUUUACUAUAUAAAAGAUUAUAAAGAAGAUAUUUUUCCAUUCAAAUGAUACAUCUUUCUUAACUUUCAGAGCACCAGACUUUGUAAUAUUAAGGAAAUUUUCCCUCUAUUUGUGAUAACUCAUUAGUGUGAAUUAUUAACAGAAGGGUUAUCAGCAUUUUUGUACUAGAAAUGAAAAGCAGGGAUUCUGGGAAAUACUUAGCCCAGGCAUAAAGAAAGGAAGAAUGAGAGAAGAAAAAAAGGGAUGUGUGUAAGUUGAAACGUGUUUUGUGUUUUGGUUUAAUUGUUAAUUUUGUAUUGGCCACAUAGUAUAAGGAACAUGUUUUAUACCUAUCUUGGUAAGAAAUUUUUCAUUUUAUAAAGCCUAUUAUGUGCCAACCACGUUCGUAUUUAUAUUGUAUGUGGUGAUGGGGAAUGUUUUUGAAGACGUACACAUUUUCAAGUAGCGUGGAGGAAAAAGCAUGAUGACUAUAAAAGGACAUUUUUAUUUCUCAGAGGUUUGUUGUUUCAGUGUACCAAUUUAAUAAUUUGUAACUCAAAUUUUAUGAAUCAGAAUGGUCUCCUUCAUAAAUCUGUUUUAAUUAAAGUCAUCUAGAGCAACAGGAACAGAUACAGAACUAUUUGAAGUUUACAAACUACAUCUUUGAUAAGGGAAAAUGAUUUCAUGACAUAUGUAUACAAUUGAUAUUAAAACGUAAUCUAUAUAUUCUAUAUGAUUGUAUAAUAUUUUAUACAACAGUACAAAUAAAAUAUUUUUCUAUUAUA